Rhagoletis pomonella (apple maggot) is the source of this 3800-nucleotide messenger RNA. Its product is annotated as ras-interacting protein RIP3. The record is from RefSeq and is a predicted model, not a curated record. NCBI's taxonomy places the organism in Eukaryota, Metazoa, Arthropoda, Insecta, Diptera, Tephritidae. The transcript is spliced from 3 exons. Bases 980 to 3538 code for a protein of 852 amino acids.
UACGCUUGGUGCGGUUGGUUUUCGAAAAUUUCACUACGGUAGCAAUUUACAGUGUGGUGGCAACAAAAGCAAAAACAACAAACAAUAGUGUAAAGACACACAAACACUAAUAAAGAAAAAAUAUUGAAAAACCCUUUGCUGCUACUGUAAACGUCAUCAAAGUGAAAAAAAGCUGGCAUACAAAUUUUAAGAUAAUCAAUAAAGUGAAAAAUUUGUUAAAUAUGUUUGUACAUAUCUACUACCUGUGAGGGCGCACAGUGAUAAAUUUGAAGAAAAAAAAACGCCCAUAAAUACCAUGACGCAGAAUUAGCGAUUCCGCUGCUCGAAAAAUUCGCUUUUUGACACUUCGAACAGUUGCUAACGUCAACGUUGCUACCGCGCUGCGUUUCCGCUAUCGUCUCGCUUUUCUGUUGCUGGUCGGCCAUACAGCUGCGAAUUGAAGGAAUCCCUCGAAUCGGUUUGUCGGUCUACCGGUCUGGCGGUGGUGCGGUAGACGUUAUUAGCCGAGUUCCAUUAUAUUGCGCUGCUGCCACUACUCUAAAAUUUCGUGCGUAGCGUUUUUCAAAGAACUAGAGUACAUAGCAUGUACUUUGUUCUGGGAAAGAUUUGAAAGUGUUCAUUGUUGUUGCCGCGCUACUUUCAUUGUUGCCUUUGUAACAAUGUUGUAGUUGUAGUUGUGUUUGCGUGAUUUCAGUAUUGAAACUUUUUCUAAAACGGCAAAGUGAAUUUGAGAGCGCACAUUCACCAACGACCCCGGACUUCAUCACUGCCCCGUUCCCUACAGCCUGCUGCCAUACUAUUGUAAUCUAAAAUAUUUGCUCAGCACGUUUGACGUUCGUUGGCGUUGCGCGGUUUUGCAGCUGCAGCGCAGUGGAUUGGCACAGCGGCGUAGGGAAGGAAACUGUGGCAGAUUUGGGAUGAUGUUGCUGUUCGCACAUCCUCCAAUUGCCACUCGAUUGAAUCCGAAAGCAGCCCUUAAAUGUUGAUGCCACGGCUGCAAUAUCACUUUAACGGAUAUAAUCCAGAACUAAGCCUAGCAUUAAGCAUGCAACAACAACAUAUUAAUCAGUUAUUAACAACAGCAGCGACCGCCACUGGCAUUGUCGGUGACGUGGACGCCUUACUAACGCCCAUACACAACAACAACAACAACAAACAGACGCCAGUCCGCAUGGAGACUGGACGCGAACGUAAUCUAUGGCGCACCAAUGAGAUCAUGGAGGUGCUGAAAAUUAUGCAGCAGAUAAACGCUCUCGAUAUGCUCAAUCAAAAGGCAAUGAAGAGCGAUGUAGUAUUCCGUAAAGUUGAACGACUAAUGUUUGCACGUGGUUUUCGAAAAAAAUCGCACAUACAAAUUUCGACCAAGUGGAAAUUUCUCAAGUCAACUUAUAGAACAUCACGACGUAAUGGUAUCAUACCAAAAAUGAUACCGCAACCGAUUUAUGAGGAAUUACAUAAAAUGUUGCACAAUAGAACUAACAAUUUGUCGGUGCGUUCGACCAGUGAUUGCGGUAAUUCAGCCACAUCGCUGGAUGGUGACAAUUCCAAUUGUGCCAUGGAAAAUGGCAAUUGUGGCGGAAAUGAGAGGCAAUUGAUAAUAUCAGGCGUUGAAGGUGGCUAUGGAAGUGGGAACAAAAAUUUGCUAGAUGAGAGCGCUAACGGCCAAGACUCGGAAGAAGAGAAUGGCUUAGCACAUCCCAUUUUUGGAUUUCGUUUGGGACUGGUGAAACAAGAGCCAGCUGAUACAGGUUACGAGAGCGGUAAGGCUAAGCAGAAGGACUCAACCGCCAAUAUACAGUUCCAAACGGAAAUUAAGCAGGAGGUAAACGAAGAAUCCGACUCACCGAUGGCAUCUAAUUCGGCUACACCACAGCCUCAAGUCGAGCCUCAAUUAGAAUAUCAACAGCCACAACAAAGGCAAAGUGCCCCAGAGAUAAUGAUACUGAGCCGACGCACCACGCGGCCCUCGACAUCGGUCGCCGCGUCAACAUCCAACACCACAGCCACACCGAAUGCCACAAGCACACCCAAAAUGGUCUCAACCCCAUCGCAGACACGAUCUGGUGGCGCGAGCACAGCAAGUCCCACACCAUUACCGCCUCUGCGCAUAGCACCCUUCGCCAAGGUGCCGCCAAGUGAUAUGGCAACGCCCAUAUCGACCACUAAUUUACCACCACCACCGCCCCUUGCCAUGAAUCCAACAUCAUCACGUGCAUUCCGACUGAGUAGCGCCUAUAGCAGUAGCGUAUAUGCCAAUGGCGGCAGAGUUAACACCGCCGCCGCGGUCACCGGCACCGCCAACACAGGCACUAAUACCGCUGGUGCUAUGUCCUUUCAACGCAAAUUCACGCUCAAUGGUCCAAAAGGGCUCACUAUUGCACCUACUUCAGGCCGGCCCGCUGUGGUACAGCCGUACGUGUUGCAUCAAGAAGUGGUAGUGCCCGAUUUAGACAUAGCGGCAGCGCCACACGAAUACCGUGCGCAGCAACCGUUUUACGGUUUCCCAGACGGCCCGUCUACCAGCCAACAGGCACAGCAGAUGGAAGCACGAAAACGACGCCUAAAAGCAUCGCUCAUGAUGAGCACAGUAAUGCCAUCAAAGCGAAUGGCAUGCGGGCCCGAAACGUUAAGAAAUAUAGCUCCCCGACCAGCAGCUAUGGAUUAUGCAGCGGAUGAUGGACUGAAUGUCAGUUCCGACGAGGCAAGCAAUUCGACAUACCAAACCGCUACACAACAACAGCAGCAGCAGCAACAGCAGCAGCAGCAGCAGCAGCAACAGCAACAACAACAACAACAGCAAGAGCUACCAUCUUUGGAAAGUGUUGAGCGGGAAAACUGCUAUGCAAGAGUAUUGCAAGAUGUGGCCGUUUCCUUGCGACAAAUGCAGCGCGAAGUGAUCAAUGAGUUCUUCAAGCGACAAAUGAAACUGGCACGCGAAGAACACGAGUUCCAGUUGCAACAAGAUGCGGUAUUGAUGCAAGCAUUCAAGGAACAAGCGCAGCAGUUCCAAAAAAUGAGUAAAGAUUUGAUGGGAAGCGCUGUAAAGUUGGAAAAACGUAAGAAGAGAAUGGAGAAACAGCAGCGAAAGCAGAUUUUAAAUUAUGGAAAGUUGCAGCCGCGACAAAUACAGCAAAAUAAGUGCAAGAAUGCAAAAGUUUUGCAUAACGGCAAGAGUAGAGCAACAGUUAGAAAUAACGAAGUAAAAGACGAGGAGAAGCCUGCGGAUGGGUAUGGGGAUAAGGAUGAGGAUGAGGAUGAGGAUGAGGAUGAGGAGGAAGACGGAGUGAAAUUACUUAUGAGAAACGUACACGCACAGCUGGAGCUGAGCGAUGAUGAGGGCGGCGGCGAAGAUACACAGAAUCAGUACGAGUAUGAAGUUAAUGAAUAUUUGCAGGAUAAUAGCAAUGAUAUAGAACAAAGUUCACGCGAGGCAAUGAGCCGGCAAGAAGGAGAAGAAGAAGAAGAACUAGAGGAACAAAAUGAUGUUACGCAACAUGAAGAUUAUACAUCCGAUCCCAUACAAAUAACUGGACAUUAGGGUGUUAGAAGAAAUAUACAAAUACUUAAGUUAAAAGUUAAGAAAAAUUGCGAAUUAACUGUUAAGCAAAAAGAAUGUAGAUACAUGCAUACAUAUGUAUGUAUGUAUGUAUGUAAGUAAGGCCAAGUGGAAAAGAUAGCCGAAACGGAACAAACCAAUGCACAUUCCAACGUAAAUUCCGUUAAAUAAAGCUAAGAAAUAUUAAUAAGAGGAAAUGCUAUGGCUGUACUAGGCCUUCUCACCUUGCAGUGACGGUAAAAAA